This is a messenger RNA of Arthroderma uncinatum, 7338 nucleotides long. RefSeq names its product PT repeat family protein. Lineage: Eukaryota; Fungi; Ascomycota; Eurotiomycetes; Onygenales; Arthrodermataceae. The record is from RefSeq and is a predicted model, not a curated record. The coding region runs from base 1 to 7338 and encodes 2445 amino acids. The transcript has 2 exons.
AUGACUGAAGAUCUCAAACACCCCAUCACCAUUGCGAUCCGUCGACCAAGCAAAACUCCAUCAGUCUUCGUUGCUGCGUCCUUCGCAGACCCGGCAUGGGAGCCAGUGGAGCUUAAGCCUGAGCUCGUAAGCUCCAAAGAUACGUCGACCGCCGAGGAUAGCUCUACGCAGGAUGAAGAGUAUGAAUUCUCCAUGAAAUUCCAGCUGCCCGAGGGCAAGCACCAAUAUCGAUUCCGGCUCGGCACGGACGAGAGCUCUUGGUUCUGUGACAAAGAUCUCGACACAGUUGUUGACGAAGAUGGCAUUGCCAACAACGUCCUCGUCGUAAAGCACACCGCUCCUACCACCUCCGAAACUGACAAUUCCAAACCCACCAACGGCACAUCUGAUACCCCCGCCGACACCACCGACACCACCGACACCAACGACAUCAACGAUACCACCGAUACCACCGAAACCACCUCAAAGGAGCCCGUUGAGGAAGAAAAAGAAAAGGACGCCGAGGUGGAGGCGGCAGACGAGGACGUACCAGCUCCGCCGGUCGUCGUGGCCAAACUUGACGAUAAAGAACCGCCCGUUGACGAAGUGGAUAAAGCAGCGCCGGAGGAGGAAAAGAAGCCAGACGACGCAGUAGACUCUAUCGUCGCGAAGGAGGACGCUUCCAUGGACGUACCCGAAGACCUGCCGGCAACGGAAGCCGUACCCUCGAAGGAUGAGGUAACGGUUUCUUCCGACGAUGUCAAGGACGAAGUCUGUAAAGAAAACGGCGACGCUAAAGAAGUCACGGUGGAUGAUAUCUUAGAAAAGAGCGAGGAGUCUGUACCUGUUGACGUCGCCAAGCUGAAACAAGAUUCCUCCAUCCCCGAGCAGGUGAAGGGGCCAACCGUCGACGAAUCUGAGGUUGUUGUUGAUGCAAAGCCAAUACCAGAUGUCUUGCCGGUAGUCGCGGAUAUUCCAAAGGCUGAUGAUGCCGAAGAGGAAGCUGAACAGGCCCCUGAACCGGUUACAACAGUACGGUCCGAAGACGUUAUUCCAGAAUCCACGACCGAGCUCCCAGAAGAGUCAAAGGAGCUAGAGAAGGAACCAGAACCGGUGGUGGAAGCCACAGAACCCGCCCAGGACUCUAAGGAGGAGCUUCCUGAGAAGGUGGACGUAGUCGAAACUUCUGAUCUAGACAAGGUUGAGGAGAAGGAAGACACCACUGACAAUGUUGAAAUACCUCUUGUCGCCGAAUCCGAGGUUAUCACUGAGGAGCCGAAGAAGGAUGUCUCUGAACCUAUUGUAGUACCAGAAGCUGCAGAAGAGCAAGUUACUUCCAAAUCUGCCGAGGAGCCUGAGCCUACCCCGAAAGAGCUGGACUCUGUAACCGAGGAGCCAGAGAGUGCGCCCAAACUCGAUCUGGUACCGGAAGCUACCCCUGAAGUUGUCACCGAAACUACCUCCGAUGCUGUGCUAGCUGACGAGGCCGAUGUGGUGCCUGAGGUUGCCAAAGAAGAAAUCGUUUCUGCUGCCGCUGAAGAGCCAGCCGUCACAGCGCCGGAAGCUGCAGGUGAAGAGCUGAAGAAGGACGUUACUUUGCCUGAAACCGAUUUAGUAUCAGAGGUUACCAAGGAGGAACCUGCUUCUAAUACAGCUGAUGAACCAAUUGCUGAAAAUCUAGAGGUUCCAACUGAAGAGUCGAAGGAUGAACCCACCACCCUGCCUUUGGAGGAAAGUAAUGAAACUGUCGUCUCAAAAGAGGUUGAAGAACCAGCUGCCGCCGAGCCCGAUGCCGCCGUGGAGGAGCCAGAGUCCGCUCCAGCAGUCGCUGAGGAGCCAGCUUCUAAAAAGCCAGAGGAUGUACAUAAGGACUCUGCUGUAGAGGACGUCGAAGCAGCCGUAGUCUCUAAGGAGGUUGAAGAACCGGCUCUCGAAGAGCCAGAGGCCACUGUGGAGGAGGCAACCAAGGAUGAGCCAGUGGUUGAGCCAGAGUCUGCACCAGUGGUCGCCGAGGAGCCUGCCUCUACUACUGUUGAUGAGCCAACUUCCGAGAAGCCAGAAGAUGUACACAAGGACUCUGCUGUGGAAGACGUCAAAGCAGCUGUCGUCUCAAAGGAGAUUGAUGAACCGGCUCUUGAAGAACCGGAGACCGCCUCGGAGGAGCCAGCUAAGGAUGAGCUAGUGGCUGAGACAGAGUCGGCACCAGCAGUCGCUGAGGAGCCUGCCUCUAAUGUUGUCGAUGAGCCAACUUCCGAAAAGCCAGAGGACGUACCUGAGGACUCGGCCGUAGACGACGUCGAACAAACUGUUGUCUCCAAGGUGAUUGAUGAACCGGCUCUCGAAGAACCGGAGGUCACCUCGGAGGAGCCAGCUAAGGAGGAGCCAGCUAAAGAGGAGCCGGCUAAGGAGGAGCCAGUGGCUGAGCCAGAGUCGACAUCAGUGGUCGCUGAGGAGCCAACCUCUGAAAAUCCAGAGGACACACCAAAGGAUCCAGCUGUAGAAGACGUCGAGGAAGCUGUCGUCUCUAAGGGGAUUGACGAACCGGCUCUCGAUGAGCCGGAGGUUACUUCGGAGGAGCCAACUAAGGAUGAGCCAGUGACUGAGCUAGAGUCAGCGCCUGUGGCUACCAAAGAGGUCACUGACGAGGUUACUGAACCGGUUGUUGCCGAACCCGAAGCCGAGAAAGACGUAUCAGUCCUGGAGGCUGAUCUGGUCCCGGAGACCAUAAAGGAGGAUGCUCCUAUUAAUAUUGAGGAACCUGCUACAGAGCCAGAGGCUGCUGUCGAAGAGCCGGGGAGCACCCAAUUGCCUCAGGAGGAAGCCAUUUCUAACAAAGAGGUAGAAGAUGGAGUUACUGAGGCAGAGGUUGAGAAGGAAACACCCGUACCGGAGGCUGCUUUGGUUUCCGAAGCUGUUCAAGAAGACACUCCAGUUGAGGUUGAAGAACCAAUUGCCUCAGAGCCAGAGGCUGCAGCUGAGGAGCCAAAGGCCAGCCAGGAAGAGAUAGUCUCUGAGGAAACCGUGGAAUCUGUUGUUGCGGAACCUGAGGCUGAGAAGGAGACAACCGUCCCAGAGGCCGACUCUGCCCUAGAAACUACCGCAGUCGAAGCUCCAGUUGAGGUUGAGGAAACAAUCGUCACCAAAACAGAGGAGCCUAUUGAAGAACCAACGAGCACGGAAGUUAGCAAAGAAGCAGUUGCCGAUAAAGAGGUUCCUUCUGAUGAUGUUCUCGAAACUCCUGCUACCGCCCCAGAAGCCUCAACUGAAGAGGCCGAGAAGGUCGCCCCCGAGGCCGAGGCUGUAAGCGAACAGCUCCCCACUGAGCCUGAAGCACCAGAAGAGCCCGAGGUGACAAUUCCUCCAGCUAGCGUUGCCCCCGAGGCAUCCGCAGCUGAGGAGGCUGUAGUUGACAAAACCGAGGAGCCCACGACGACUGAACCUGAAGUCUCGAUGGAAACUGCAGAGGAGACGGAAGAGAUCGUAUCUCAGUCAGACCCUGCACCAAUCGAAUCCAAGGAUGAAGAGGUCGUAGAUACUUCCGAGGCCCCAGCCUCCAAGGAGCCCGAAACAGAAGAACCCGAGACAACAGCCUCCAACGCAGAUAUCAUUCCUGUUGUAUCCAAAGAACAGAUUUCCGUUGAUGAUGCCGACAUUCCAGCCACAGAAGCACCGGAAGCAGUUAUGGAAGAGCCAGCUGAGGAUGUACCCCUACCUGCCGCAGAAGAACCCAAAGACGAAGUCACCAAGGACGAAGUCACCAACGAGGAAGUCACCAACGAGGAAGUCACCAACGAGGAAGCAGAAAUUAUCACCUCCGAGGCUGUGCCAGAGGCGUCGCAAGAAGAAGUUACUUCUGACCCAGUUGACGAUAAGACUGAAACUACAAACAAAGAAGCCUCCGAGCCUGUUCCAACACCCGAGGUAGCCAAGGAUGAAGUUGCCGUUGUCGUUGAUGACGCUGAAGCCGCUAUCGAGGCUCAGGAGUUGAGUAAAGACGAGGUUGCCAUUGACAAGGCUGAGGUUGCUGCUGAAGAACCAGUGGACGACACACCCAAGGCUGAUCCAGCCCCUGAGGCGGCGGUAGAGGAAGUUACUGAAGUUGAGACAGCUAGCGAAGAACCAGAAAAGGAUGCAUCCCAGCCAGAUCCUAUUCGUGAGGUGUCCAAAGAUGAGCCCGGCGAAGAGCCCAAGGAUAUCGCUCCAGUUCCUUCUGAUACCCAAGAGCUAAGCAAGGACGCUCCAACUGAUGCAGUGGAAGCUCCCGCUGCAGAAGAGCCAGAGGUCUCUGUCCAAGAAAUAUCCAAGGAUGCCCCUGAAUCUGAGAUAGUCGAGGAGGUCAAGCAAGAGUCCACCGCUGAUGCCCCAGCCCCAGUUGACGAAGCCGAGGUUUCUCAACCUCUUGAAAUCGAGAGCAAGGCUGCUGUGGUCCCUGAAAAUGACGAUGUCAUCCCUGAAAAUCAGCCAGAAGACCCUAAAGAUGACGCUGUCACCGACACUCCGGAGGUGGAAGCAAUGGAGACCUCUGAACCUACUGAAGUCAAGGAGGAAGCCACCGAGCAAAUCUCAGAAUCUCCAGAAAUCGCCAAAGAGGAACCUGAGGAGAUUGCUGUGAAGGAUACUGAGCCAGAGGAAAAGGCUGAUGAGGUCACCUCCGAUGAACCUGUGGUCUCUAAUCUGGCAGCAUUAGGAGGUGUUGCUGCAUUAGGAGGCGUAGCGACACUAGGAGGCGUGGCAGCCUUAGGGGGAUUCCAAAACGUCAAGUCACAGCAAGCCGACCCAGAGGCUUCGGAUUUUGAUCUUAGCGCAGCCGUGGGCCCUAAGACCACUGAAAAAGAAACAAAUGAAAUUUCUGAGGAUAAACCUGCAACUUCUGAGCCUCCUGUGAGAAAUGAGACUGAAGAGUCUAGGGAGUUGAAUGAACCUGUUGGCACAGAAGCCAAUGUCAUCAGUCAACCUGAGGAGCCUAGCGCGGCUGAUAAAGAGGCGGAACCCAAGGUUGAUACUCAGGAAGAGACAGCCGGUAACAAGGACGGUUCCGAAGAAGUUUCUGCAACUCUAGUGGAACCCUCACCAGCCCCUGCACAGCUGGAAGCUGCCAGUGAAGAAAAUCCUGAAACAAACGAUAUCAAGCAUGUACAGGAUGACGAGACCUUAGAAAAGGCGGUUGAGCCUGUUUGCGAGCAACCAGAAGUGCCAACAGGCGGAGAAAAGGAGAAAAUCUCCGAGGUUGAACAAGUCCAGGUUGAAGGGGCAACUAAAGAAGACCCUGCUGCCCAUACCGAGGCACCAACUCCUGCACCAGUUGAACCAGAAACCGACGUUCCCAGCGAGGAGAUAAAGGGCGAGUCGACUGCUGUUGCCGAUCUAACGACGCGUCAAGUAGUGGAAGAGCCUUCGAACGAGUCGGCCGCCGAAGUUUCGGAAGGGUCUCGAGAGCCCGAUGUUGGUCAACAGCCUGAGGAACUUCAUGACGAUUUGGCCACGACUCAAGCCACGAAUGAAGCAGACAAUGUUCAAUUGCAAGAGCCAAUUGUUACAGGAGCACCAAUUGAUAUUCCUGAGGUGACAAAACAAGAAGAGAAGGCAGAUGUUGCUGUUGUUGAUGAGCCAGAACUUCCCAAGGAAAUCGAAGAAAUCCCUAGUGACGUCACAAGUGAGUUGCCUCAGGAACCUGCCAAGACUAUGGAUGAACCUAAAUCCGACCCCGAAGAGAGCUUGGACCACAGUGCCAAAGCUGACGACAAGGAAGUUGAGCUCGUCGAGGAAGAGCCUGUGGUUGAGAAACAAGCUGUCGCAGCCGAGCAUGAGGCCGAGAGUCAAGAGGCCGAUGUUGUAGCUGCUGAGGCGGUGGCGGACGAGCCCUCUUCUGUGCCGGAACCGGAGACCACCCAGGAUGAAGUCUCCAAAGCAGAGGAUCUCGAGGAGUCACCCCAACCAAGUGAUCCUGUUGAUGUAAAGGAGGUCGCACCCGCCCCAAUUGAGCCAACGGAAAAUGCUGCGCCAGAGACUGCAAAGGAAGAGGCCGUAACUGAAACCGAAGCUUCAGAGGAGCCAAUUUCGAAGGAAGUCGAAGAGCACUCCGUUGUUCCUGCAGAGGAGCCCAAGGACAUUGAACAGCCUAUCAACGAUUCAAAGGAUAAACAGGCUGCCGAUGAGCUUGUCUCUGUUGAGGACGUAAAGGAGGACCUUGCAAAGACUGUUGUGUCCGAAGACGUGCUAGCUCCUACUGACGAGGUGUCAAAGGAAGAUGUAAACGAACCCUCACAGCCCAUCGUUAGUACCGAGACUGAGCCGUCUGCCGGUGAGACUGAAACUACGAAGGAAGUCACCCCAGAGGAGCAGCCCGUUGAGAAGGUAACCUCAGGAGACGAAGGUGAAUCCAAAAAUGAUUCACCCGAUGUUCCAGCAGACUCAUUCCAGGUUACUGGUCUACAGACAAAACUUCAAUCACCGGAAUCCAAGGCAGAGUUUGCGAUGGAAGAUGCAAAUAUUGAGACGAACCCACCAAAGGAAGCCGCCACUGAUAAGGGUGCAGAGGCCACGGAUGCCCCUAAAACCAAUGGUGCAGCUAUAGCCGCCGCAGCUUUGGGGGCUGCUGUUGUUAUUCCUGCGGCCGCAGUACUAGCAACCCAUGUCACCAAGUCCGAUACGACUAACUCCAAACCAGCUCCGGAUACCGUCCCCACGACCGAUGAACGAUCCAUCUCUGGAAAGGAAGCCCCAGAGCAUCUCAAGGAGGCCACUAUUCAAGAGCAAGCUCCAUCCGAGGUUCCCACUCCGUCUCAAAAUCAAGUCAAGACCGAGGGUAAAGAUGAGCCUUCCAAGGAUACGGAGUCCCAUGCUGUCCCACAAGAAUCAACGGUUGCCAAUGCUACCCCUGAACCACAGCCGGCGGAAAUACCUUUGAUCAAAGAUGCACAGGGGCCGGUUACCGUAGCGUCAGAAUCUACCCCUACUAUCUCAGCACCUGCCCUUGAAAGGUCCGUUAUUCCCGAGGAGACUAAGAAGGCUGCACCUGAUGCCUCUGACUCUACACCCAAAUCCGUAGAGGGACCAGCAUCCAGCUCUACUGCGCCUGGUGCCCCUGCCGUCAAGGCCACUACCAACGGAACAAAAACCAAUGGAGCAAACACCAAUGGAGCAAAUACCAACGGAGCAAAUACCAAUGGAGCAAACACUAAUGGAACAAAAACUAAUGGAGCUUCAGAGGAACCUCGACCCACAACUGGAAACCAAUCCAUCAGCUCCUUCACAGCUCAUCGACGGGAUAACUUCUUGAAAGCCCUGUGGCGCGCAAUAUUCGUCAACUUUUUUGGUAGUCUCUUUGGAUUCCGUCGUCGCGAUACCGCCGUCCAAUAA